Molecule: messenger RNA, 2657 nt
Organism: Peromyscus eremicus (cactus mouse)
Lineage: Eukaryota; Metazoa; Chordata; Mammalia; Rodentia; Cricetidae
Gene: Pros1
Product: protein S
Exons: 13
Coding region: 977-2635 (552 amino acids)
Cellular component (GO): extracellular region
Molecular function (GO): calcium ion binding
Source: RefSeq, a predicted model, not a curated record
UUUUAGACCAGCAUAGUGAAAGAAACUCAUGUGAAGAGACCCUGACAUAAGAUAUUCUAUUUGCCAGUAGAGGUGGCGUGCCAGAUAUCAUGAGCUGUCACGUCAGAGUGAAAGGCCAUCUUGGGAAUGGCUUUUUACUUUAAUCAGAUACUCGGGCUGACUCCACAUGCCACAGAAAACUUUAGUUAGAUGAAUCAAUUGCUUCCCAGAUAUUUGACUCAAAACUAAAGCCCCAAAUGGCUAUUAUUUAAACUAGCAAUUUUGGGGAUGGCUUGUUAUUCUGCAAAAGGUAACUCAUCGUUGAGUAUUUGAGCAAUGAAGUAAUAUAUGUCAUUUCUUUUAUGUCAUUUGGGAAAUAUGUUUGGAGAAUUAAACAGCUCUUAAUAACAUUAAAGUCCUUAAGUAUUUUAUCUCGAUUACAGCAUGUGUUAUUUCUUAGUUUGUUAGCCAUUUAAGCCAUUUCUUUUAUAGACUUGUAGUCGGGAACAAAAGGAAUGGAGUCAACUGUGGUUGAUAUAUUGUGCACCCCCAAUAAACUUAUCUGGGGCUCAGAGAACAGAACAGCCACUAUAUUAAACAUAGAGGUUAGGCAGUGGUAGCACAUGCCUUUAAUCCUAGCAAUCAGGAGGCAAUGGAUCUCUGUGAGUUCAAAGCCCCACUGGAAACAGCCAGGCAUGGUGAUACAUUCCUUUAAUCCCAGGAAGUGAUGGCAGGAAGCAGAAAGGUAUAUGAGGUGCGAGGACCAGGAACUAGAGUCUUGUUAAGCUUUUAGGCUUUUAGCAGCAGUACAGGUGAGAUCCAUUUGGAUGAGGACACAGAGGCUUCCAGUUUGAGGAAACAAGAUCAGCUGAGGAAUUGGUAAGGUUGUCUGGGCACAUUCCGAGUUGGCGCGUUCAGUACUGCGCGACUGUCAGUGAAUGCCGCCUACCCUGACCUCAGGAGCUGUGUCAAUGCCAUCCCAGACCAAUGUGACCCUAUGCCGUGUAAUGAAGAUGGGUAUCUGAGCUGCAAAGAUGGCCAAGCAGCUUUCACUUGCAUCUGUAAACCAGGAUGGCAAGGAGACAGGUGUCAGUUUGAUGUGAAUGAAUGUAAAGAUCCCUUAAAUGUAAAUGGAGGUUGCAGCCAGAUAUGCGACAACACUCCCGGAAGUUACCACUGCUCCUGCCGAAGUGGCUUUGCUAUACUUUCAAAUAAAAAAGACUGCAAAGAUAUGGAUGAGUGCUCUCUGAAGCCGAGUAUUUGUGGCACAGCUGUGUGCAAGAACAUUCCAGGAGACUUUGAAUGUGAAUGUCCUGAUGGCUACAGAUAUGAUCCUUCAUCAAAGUCUUGUAAAGAUGUGGAUGAAUGCUCUGAGAACGUGUGUGCUCAACUGUGCGUCAAUUACCCUGGAGGCUACUCGUGUUACUGUGAUGGGAAGAAAGGAUUCAAACUUGCCCAAGACCAGAAGAGUUGUGAGGGUAUUCCUGUGUGCCUUUCCUUGAACCUGGACAAAAACUAUGAAUUAUUAUACUUGGCUGAGCAAUUUGCAGGAGUUGUCUUGUAUCUGAAGUUUCGUUUGCCAGAAAUCACCAGAUUUUCAGCUGAAUUUGAUUUUCGGACAUAUGAUUCAGAAGGCAUCAUAUUGUAUGCAGAAUCUCUUGAUCACUCAAAUUGGCUCCUGAUUGCACUUCGUGAUGGGAAGAUUGAAGUCCAGUUUAAGAAUGAGUUUUCAACCCAAAUCACAACUGGAGGCAAUGCUAUUAACAAUGGUAUAUGGAAUAUGGUGUCUGUGGAAGAAUUAGAUGACAGUGUCAGCAUUAAAAUAGCUAAAGAAGCUGUGAUGAAUAUAAAUAAACUUGGGAGCCUUUUUAAACCUACAGAUGGAUUUCUGGAUACCAAAAUAUACUUUGCAGGAUUACCUCGGAAAGUGGAAAGUGCACUCAUUAAACCGAUUAAUCCUCGUCUGGAUGGGUGUAUACGAGGCUGGAAUUUGAUGAAACAAGGAGCUUUAGGUGCAAAGGAAAUUAUUCAAGGAAAACAAAAUAAGCAUUGCUUCCUCACAGUAGAGAAGGGCUCUUACUACCCUGGUUCUGGAAUUGCUCAGUUCAGCGUAGAUUACAAUAAUGUAACCAAUGCAGAAGGAUGGCAAAUGAAUGUGACCUUGAAUAUUCGUCCAUCCACCGGCACUGGAGUUAUGUUUGCCUUGGUUUCUGGAGACACGGUCCCCUUUGCCUUGUCCUUGGUGGGCUCCAGCUCAGAAAAUUCUCAGGAUAUAAUGGUAUUUGUUGAAAAUUCAGUGGUGGCUCGAAUAGAUGCCGUAACUCUGUGCUCUGACCAGCAAUCCCAACUGAAAAUUAAUGUUAACAGAAAUGGCCUGGAACUGUGGACCCCACUUAGGAAAGAUGUCAUCUACUCUGAAGAUCUCCAAGGGCAACUUGCUGUCUUGGACAAAGCAAUGAAAGGAACCGUGGCCACUUACCUAGGUGGCCUUCCAGAGAUUCCCUUCAGUGCCACCCCAGUGAAUGCCUUUUACAGCGGAUGUAUGGAGGUACACAUCAACGGUGUGCAGUUGGAUCUGGAUGAAGCCAUCUCUAAACAUAAUGACAUUAGAGCUCACUCGUGUCCAUCGGUUAGGAAAAGCCAGAAUAACGUCUAAAGUCUGUUUUCCAUGCUUAUAA